AUGUUGGAUAUGAGAAGAGGUGGUGCCUGGAUCUCGACCUCAUGCUACUUGGAAUGGGAAACAACUCUCUUGAAUCUUCUCAUCUUUGUCGUACUUCCAGGCGCGAUGAGUCUUAGCCUAGGAUUGGAGGAAGUUACAGGUGGAGGCUCUGAUGCUUCGGUCACUACUCUGCUCCGAGUUUGGUUGCAAUUUGUGCAAUAA
Lathyrus sativus (Indian pea) is the source of this 201-nucleotide messenger RNA. The record is from the annotation of a GenBank genome assembly. NCBI's taxonomy places the organism in Eukaryota, Viridiplantae, Streptophyta, Magnoliopsida, Fabales, Fabaceae.